AUGAUUCCACCACCUCAACCGCCUGAAGAAGUCACUGACAUUUUCUCCCUAACUGACGAAGCGCUAGCGAACAAGUACCAGUUCAUUGAAGAGAUUGGUUUUGGCAACUGGGGUAGCGUUUGGCUUUGUCGACCUAGGCACCAUCCAGACGCGUCUUCAUCCGAUCAACUGCUCUCGCUUCAUAACAAUAAGAUCGCCGCAAAGCUGGUACACCGCUCGAAAAAGACGACAACAACGGGUGCCCGUGUGAGGUCGCUAUGGAACGAGAUGAAAGUCGUCAGACAAUUCAGACAAGAUCCGCACCCGUCAAUAAUCCCCUUUCACGAAUUCAUCAUUACGCCCUCCUAUGCCAUGAUUACGAUGGCAUAUCAUCCUCGCCUUGUUCCCGUUGAGGUACCAGAGCAUCACGCAAGACAAUGGUUCCGCUCUCUGCUCUCCGGUGUUGACUUUAUCCACAAGCGAGGCGUCGUUCACAAUGAUAUCAAACCCGCGAAUAUACUUCUAUCACACGAGAACAUACCUGUGCUAGUGGAUUUUGGUUUUGCAGAGCGAUAUGAUGUCAAUUCGUGCAAAGCCUUCCACAGUAACCUAUCAUACGGUACUCCUGAGUACCUUUCACCCGAGCGUGCACGAGGGCUUCCUCACGACACGCGCAAGUCAGACGUCUGGUCCCUAGGCGUCACUUUCUUCGAGAUCCUUGUGGGACGUACACCCUUUGAGCAUGCGGAGGGCGAACAGUUCACCACGAAAGAAGAGUUGGAGAAGUACUGGAAUCGUACGCUCCGCGGAAAGUGGGUUGGCACUUGGAAGAUGACCCGGGACGCAGAGAAACUCCUACGGAGAAUGAUCCUGCCCAACGCUGACUUGAGAUGUAUGGCAUCAGAAGCGCUGCUCGAUGGUUAUUGGUCGCCAGAACUCCUUGCGCCGUCACACCGGAAAGCUACCAGCGUAUCUCAUGCCCCGUCCCUUUCUCUCGGUCUGGAGAAGGACGUGUUCAAGUUCUCCGAUCUCAUCGCCCCAUGGUCUCCGCGCAAGACCGACAAGGGGAAGGAGAAGGAUAACAGCAAAGUGGAAAUCGUCGCGAAGCCCACGCCUACGCCCGCUACAGAUGAGGCCCAGUCGCGACCGGUGUUCAAACCUACGCACGACAAGGAGAACGCUGCCGCCGACGCGAAAGCUGUCACAGAGCGAGACUCUAAGAAGCUUGACCAUCGCACCAGCCUGAUCCGGUCUAAUCACGCCAGAUCACAGUCGCAGUCGAAAUUGCCGCUGCUGGAGAGCCAAGCUCGCAAGAACAUCGUGACGCCGUCCAUGCUUGCGACGCUGUCACCUGUAAAGCAGUCACCUGCUGCAGCCUCGCCAAUUGUCGUCUCUUCCUCAUCGGACGGGAAGGAGAACGCUUCUCCUGCGAUCAAUAGCAAGAAUACCCGUGCACCGCGCCGGCCUUUAGGACCCCGUAGCCCCACACCGCCUACCUCUCCAGCUGCCCCGCUCGCGUCCAAAGAGAACGCCCCGUUGCAGCCAUUCAAUGCUGUGAAGGUAAGGGAGAGAGAGAAAGAGAAGCAGGCGCGACGCGGCCGUCCAUUCAAGGAUGUUACGUCUGCCAGCCGCAAUGUUGCCGAGGGCGUGUCUGGCAUCCCGCGACGGGUGGAAAAGCCGCAGGUGCAAUCGAACUCGGUACGCGAUCGGAUGCGUGAGUGGGAGCGCGAGCGCGCACGUCUGCGCGAGAUGGAACUGAUAAAGGAGCGAACAAAGGAGGUGGAGGAGGAGCGAGAACGCGCACAGCGCGAACGCGAAGCAGAGGUCGCACGCGAGCUAGAGCGUGAGAAGGAGGCGGAGAGGAGACGCGAGUGGGAGUGCCAGCUGCAGCUCGAGGCAGAGCGCAGGCGGCAAGAGGAGCUGGAAGCGGUGCGCCAGCAGGAACUCCAGAAGGAGCGAGCGCGUGCGCUGCAUCAAGUGCAGGAUCGGUUACGAUUGCAGCAAUCGGACAGUGAUGGCAUCUAUGCAAGGAUCGCGCCGAGGAGAGGGUCGUCGGUGACGCCUCCUGAUAGCGCUCCGCUUACUCCACUGAGCCCGUUGAAGGAAGAACCGUCUGAGAUCAGUGCGGCCGUGGAAUGCGAGUACCCCCCUGUGGGUAAUGAGUCUGGCAUUAGCAUCUUCAAGCAUGGUCUGAGAAUGUCGAUCGACAAGACCUUGAGGUUGUACAAAUCAUCCACCAUGGCGCUCGGCCGGUCUACUCCUGCUUUGAUUCUCCCCGAGGGAGAUGAUGACAACCUGUCUCGCAAGAGCAUCAGUGCUCGGGCAUCAUGGGAGGACGAUGUGUUGGUUCGCAAAGCCAACUCUUCACUGCCGAUGGUACGUCAUGCAGUCCGAAAUGAAGAGCUAGCAGCGGCCAAUCAACUCGACCGAAUGACAUUAUGGGCUCGGAAUGUCGAAAAGGUCGUCGAAGACGCGCGUCAAACCUUUGCAGCAUCCUCAAGUAGCACAGACCCUGCUCCACCAUUGCCCCUGGCACCCGUUUCGCGGCGGGCGUCUCUGACCCAAGCCAAUCGGUCAGCACGUGUGCCGCGCAAGAUCUUAGCUGCUAACCAUAUAUUUGCCGACGGAUACGAAUCUGGCAUCAUGGACCAGACGAUGAGCUCAUCCAACGGAGCGUCCGUUGACUAUGCGGAACAAUCCAGAAUUCUCGAUGCAAUUGCUAAUGCUACACUGCCGACCAUUCCUUCGGAGCCGCCAAGCCUUGCAUUGGACCCACAGAGCCCUCUAGUUCCAUCUACGCCAUCACGUAAGCGACGAGCGACUGUAGUUACACGCUCACCCGAGUCGAAAGCAAAGAGGAACAGCCUGACCAUCGACACGGCCUCUCCAUCGAAGCGCAGAGAGAAGUCCAAAUCUCAGAACGAUUUGGCUCGUCCUAUCACACCAGUCACGAAGUUGGAAUUUGAGCUGGAGAGGCUCGCACUCCCUACUCGUCCCAAGCGGUUGUCUGCAGUUGUAGAUAGGGGUCUGUUCAUCGCUUCCCCACCAUCGACACCGCUGCCCGAUAUCGAAAUCAUCACCGAAGAUGUCAAGAAUGAAUUGACCGAAUCACCCUUCCAAGUUGAGCCGUACCCACCGAGGGCCGAGCUCUCGAACUCGGUCAAUAUGCUUGACACUCCAGAGCGAAAGCACCUCGAUGACAUUUACGACCGCUUCCUAAUGUCAACUGCUGGCGUGAAGAGGGUAGGCAAGGGAUACCAGUCUAACAACAACAGGCCCAUGUCCAACGUAUCUCGAGACGCCAUUUCAGCAUCAAAGCGUAACCAACGCUUCUUCUUGUCGAAUCGGAAACCAAUGCCUCCCCCUGUCUCAAGUGAGGAUCUACGGAGAGCCAGCUCUGUUGACGAGUUCGGAGUCGUCGUUCACUCUAUCGUCGAUAACAGUACAAACAAUCACGAUCAGGGGAAGAACACCGUUGCUAUCGUUCGCAAAGCUUUCAAGGCCAUUGUAUCGGGGAAACCCAUGACGGUCAGAUCUUAGUUGCUAUCCUCCAUAUUUGCAUCCUCUAGGUUUCGCAUCACAUUUUGUUGACCAGCAUUCGGACUUUGAUAUUGUUCGCAGUUUGCACCUCUGCUAUCGUAUUGCUCUCAUGUUUAUCUCGUAUCUGCUCCAAUUA
Postia placenta MAD-698-R-SB12 is the source of this 3655-nucleotide messenger RNA. RefSeq lists its product as hypothetical. The transcript is spliced from 15 exons. Gene Ontology annotation, biological process: peptidyl-serine phosphorylation; autophagy. The record is from RefSeq and is a predicted model, not a curated record. The coding region runs from base 1 to 3519 and encodes 1172 amino acids. Gene Ontology annotation, cellular component: cytoplasm. NCBI's taxonomy places the organism in Eukaryota, Fungi, Basidiomycota, Agaricomycetes, Polyporales, Adustoporiaceae. Gene Ontology annotation, molecular function: protein serine/threonine kinase activity; ATP binding.